CCCAUGUACCAUCCCCAUUGAUCCCGCACAUCCCCCCUCUUUUCCCCAUUCCCAUAGGCACCAGCCGCUACGCUCGUUAUCCUGGUUAUCUCUACUUUUCUUCACUUCCCCUACUCUUCUCUCCCUCCUCUCCGUUCUCUUCUCUUCAUGUAUUCCCUCUCUACCCUCUCCCUCAAUCCCUAUAUCCUCAUAGCCGUGACUCUCUCCAACGUCUUCAUCCUCUGCAUGGUCUUGUAUGCUCUAGACGUGCUAUCUUUCGGCCGUACCCAGUACCGUUGAUCGCUUAGACACAACCAGCAUCCAGUCGACUCCAUUGCCCAAUCACCCUCAGUCAGUCAGUAUGGGAGGCAAGAUCCAGCUUCCUACGGGAAAAUCCUCCAGGGGACCGCAGCUGUCAUACCGCGAUGAUCCGGACCGCGCCGAAACGGCCUCAAUGGCCUCGGCCGUGACCAUGGAUGAAUACCCCGAGGAAGAACAUCUCCCUUCGUAUCACGACGUCCCUGAUAUCGUCCCUCAGACGCAGCAUGAGAUCUCGUACCAUGUUAUCCCCGCCGUCCCGGAAUCCACUGUCUCCAGCGACCUCAAGACUAUUUCCACGACAUAUUCCCCAUUCUCUACUUCAGUCGAGACUCUGUCGACAUUUAUCACCGAACAGGCCGCAUACCCGCCAACUUAUACCCUAUAUCUCAAGGGCACGCACACCGAGACCUUCCGGGGCCGUGGUGACAAAGGCAACAAGAAAGAGACAGUCGUUGACUUCGACAUCAAGUUGCCAAUGACGCACCUGCUCAUCUGCCCGAACCCCAUUCACAAGACCAACGCCUCUCACUGCACCGACCAGCGCGGUACGCAAUGCCGCUACCUCCUCACCCCACAGGCCGGCGAGAAAGCACACCGCGGCACGGUCCUCGCCAACAGCAAGGACAUCAACUGGCAGCCCGAAGACGGAGAGAGCAUGAUUCACUCAUGGUGCCAAGCCUACGUCGAGGACAAGUCGUCCAUCAAGUCUCUCGAAAUCACUCGCACCGUCCUCCUACAUGACACCUCCGUCGUCGAAGGCCUUGUCCGCCGUAUCGUUGACAGCACCUCCUACCGCGGCCACACCAAGGUCCACGCCGUCGCCACAAACUCAAAAAUCAUCAUCUACUCUCCCCACCGCAUCAAUACCCUCCGCCAGAACAAGUAUCUCUGCUGGUUCACCUAUCUCACCUUCCUCUGGCUCUUCACCUGGCCCGCCCUCUUCUUUAUGACUAAGCGCUACACGGGCAUCACAGCCGCCUUCCCCUACCGCCGCGAGGAAGCCGACAAGAUCAACGCCAAGAACCUUAAUAACUGCACCGCCAAGCCCCUCGUCAUGGCUGAACCGGCCUUCGUAGCCAGCUGGCGCGAUGCCCUCAGACGUGCCGUGUUGGGACAGCAUCAGGGCUGGGUGGACGAGGUGUACAGGGCACAGACGUCGCAGAUGGCGAUUUCGGGGAAUGAUAACGCGCGGGUGCAGAGCACUGGGGCGGCGUUUUUGCAAGGUGUGGUGGGCGCUGCUGUUAGUAUCGCGACUGGACGGCAGGCGAGGACUGGGUGGGGAGCUGACUCUUGAGUCCUGACUGGUGUUAUUUUUAUUUGUAUACUGUUUGGGAUAUAUGGUUUAUAUUUGGUUGGUGUUAAGCAAGUUGGAUUGCGAAGCGGCUUAUUUGGAAGCAGAGCAGGAUGUAUUCAAAUUUGGAUUUUGCACAAGGGAAAUUAUAGGUACUCUAGUUGAUGAUAUUUACGGCCUCGGUGUCCCAUUAUCAAUUGACCCUGCAGGAUGCACAAAGCUUCAUUCCUCUUAUCUGCACGAUUAGCCCGGACUACAACAGCGAUAUACUCUGAAUCUUCAGUAUUAAGUAAACUUCACGUUCCAUACUGUUAAUGCUUCCGUGGUGAAUCACCGAGUGGUCUCUUUCACAGCGUAUUCUUUAACGCUGUUUGUUUGAAUCCCUAUGCCACCAGGCAGCAAGUGUAUGAUUCCUUGUCAACCAUAUAUUUACCGCCAACUGCCUCAUUCACACCUGAUUACACGUUGAAGUAUCUAUAUAUUUCAAGCUUUUCCACCCACAUCUCCAAUUAUCUCCAAACCUUCCAUGGCAAAACAAUUUUACUACAAAUCCAGCACUACACACCCACCAUCAUCCCACCAAGCCUCCUUCCUAUCCCCACACAUCCACCAUGCCUCCCCCCCACGAAACCCUCUUCUUCCUAACCGGCGGCACCGGUCCGCGCCCAACACAAGCAGCUUUCUUCGCAGCCGCCGCACAACGGACUGCAAAGACGCAAGAGAUCAGAAGGGAACGCGAGAUGAGGAAAGAGAAAAUGAGGGAGGAGAAGGUGCAGAGGGAUAAGGCGUUGAGAGAUGUCCCUGGUUUGGGGGCGCGGGUUAUGCGGUUGCUUGGGCUGAGGGG
Messenger RNA from Pseudogymnoascus verrucosus, 2435 nucleotides. RefSeq lists its product as uncharacterized. Bases 341 to 1594 code for a protein of 417 amino acids. The transcript is spliced from 2 exons. Lineage: Eukaryota; Fungi; Ascomycota; Leotiomycetes; Thelebolales; Thelebolaceae. The record is from RefSeq and is a predicted model, not a curated record.